Molecule: messenger RNA, 4448 nt
Organism: Tuber aestivum (summer truffle)
Lineage: Eukaryota; Fungi; Ascomycota; Pezizomycetes; Pezizales; Tuberaceae
Source: the annotation of a GenBank genome assembly
UACACCUGGCUUGGAGAAGAGACCCCACCCGCUUGCUGCUUGCUCGCUCUUCUCCUUUUUUUGUUUUCCUCUCUCUCUUGGUUCCACUGUUUUUCCACUCCCACGCCACAACUUAAUCCCUCUUUACCGUGAAACAAGCGAUCAGUUUUGUCGUCGUAACCGCGUCAUCCGGUUUCCUGAAGUCUUGUUCUCCGUCGGUCGGUCGGGUGUCUUUCUCGUCUAAUUACCUUGUCCACCGACGAUCGAUCUUCCACCCUCAAGGUAGGUUUUUUUUUUUUUUGAAGCCAAUCUACCUCCGGCUGCCAUACAUUAUUCUUGCCACCUCUCUUCUCUUUCCCGUCGGAGUUUCCCCCAAAUUUUGGUCCGAGACCUGUUGUCUAUUCUUGGCUUGGCUCGGCUGAGGAGAAAGGAGGUGGUGGUGUGCGAAGUGCAAAGGAACGGGGCAGCCGAAAGAAGGCAUACUGACUAACACACAUCCAUCACCUCUCAGUCUCUCUUCCUCUUCGACCUCUACCACCUCAAGCACCUUCAACAACGCGAGGCUGUCAUAUCAGCUCUUAACUUUAGACCUUGUACGUGCCCUUUCCUUUCCCCCUUAUUUCCCCCUCGUCCUCUAUCUUGCCACCUUCUCUUUCUCUUCCUCACCUAAUUCUUCGCCUUCGUCCUCUCCUUUUUUUUUUUUUUUCCUUUUACAGAGAGCACCUGUCCUCUGACGUGACGCCUGAUUCUAGACCAGCACAAACCACGAUUACAAGAUCGUGCGGACAUUCCAACGAAAACAAUAAAUCAAGAUGACGACCAUGGUAAACUUCCUCUCCCAUCAGCUCGGUUAAUUUUUUUUUUGCAGUUUUCUCCGGAACUUCCACCCUUUGCUUUGCACUCUCUCUUGGAUAGAACAAAGCGAGGGAUGAAUCGUGCAGGGCAACAUGGCGACCGAUGCAAAUUCAAAGAUUACUAACCCAAUUUGUUUGAUCAUAGGAUUUACGGGUCGGGAAUAAAUAUCGCAUCGGUCGUAAGAUUGGAAGUGGAAGCUUUGGGGAUAUUUACUUGGGUAAGUUUUCGGAUUUUCUCUUUGCGAAUUUGUUUUUUUUUUCUCUCUGAGGCUGACAAGGUUUGUGUCUUAGGCACCAACAUUAUUUCCGGCGAAGAGAUCGCUAUCAAGCUUGAGUCGGUUAAGGCAAAGCAUCCCCAGCUCGAAUACGAGGCUAGAGUUUACAAAUCUUUGGCUGGGGGUGUUGGUAUCCCCUUUGUUCGUUGGUUUGGUACAGAGUGCGAUUACAACGCCAUGGUGCUCGAUUUACUUGGUCCCAGUUUGGAGGAUCUGUUCAAUUUCUGCAACAGAAAGUUCUCGUUGAAGACUGUCCUGCUUCUUGCAGACCAGCUAGUAAGUUUUCUAGUUAGAUCAAUAUCUUCACGUCGGUUGCUGACAUCCUUCGAGAUCUCCCGUAUCGAAUACAUCCAUGCCAAGUCCUUUAUUCACAGGGAUAUUAAACCAGAUAACUUCCUUAUGGGCAUUGGCAAGCGUGGCAAUCAAGUAAAUGUGAUCGAUUUCGGUCUUGCGAAAAAAUAUCGUGACCCGAAGACACAUUUCCAUAUCCCAUACAGGGAAAACAAAAAUUUGACCGGUACCGCAAGAUAUGCUUCGAUAAAUACUCAUUUGGGUGUCGGUGAGUUGACCCCAACGUUCACUUAUAGAAUAGAGGCUGAUUACCGCUUUAGAGCAAUCUCGCCGCGAUGAUAUGGAGUCGUUGGGCUAUGUAAUGCUUUACUUCUGUCGUGGUUCUUUGCCUUGGCAAGGACUGAAGGCUGCUACUAAAAAGCAGAAAUAUGAUAGAAUUAUGGAGAAAAAAAUGACUACUCCCACCGAGGUUCUUUGUCGUGGAUUCCCGAACGAGUUCGCCAUCUAUCUCAAUUACACCCGUUCCUUGAGGUUUGAUGACAAGCCCGACUACUCCUACCUGCGCAAGAUCUUCAGGGAUCUUUUUGUGAGAGAGGGAUUUCAGUACGAUUACGUUUUCGACUGGACCGUCUACAAAUACGUGAGCUUUACCCAUCCAUUGAUCCUAUAAAGAGUUCCAGUGAUCUCCCUGUUUCAUUGGAAAAGGACGUGGGUUAAUUGAAUUGGGGAACUUUUCCCAUGUUGACUCUUUAGCAGCAAAAAAAUGCCCAGGCUAUAGCUCAGGCUGCCGGAGGACAGCAAGGUCCAGGCGAGGAUGAUGACAAGGACUUGAACAAGCGUGGAACGCUCCGUACAAAUGCUGCGACUGCCGGGCACCCCACUCCCCAGACUUCCAGUAAGCCUGGUGCCGUCGGAGGAUCCAGAAGGAAGGUUGUUGAACGUGGAGGCAUGGCUGGAGUUGACACUCCCGGCACCAUGGAUACCACUCGCGGACUUAGUGGGUCCGAUAGGAUGUAAGUUGAUCUGAGGGAUGUAUGUUUUGCUCAUGACUAAUGGUGUUUCAAGGCUUCGUUCCGCAUCCAAGGGUGCUCAAGCUGCUAACGGCCCCGGCUUCGCCCCUCAGACUGGUGGGUAUCGCGUCAACAAACGUGAGGACCAGCCCAGCGGUGGUGGCGCACAGCAGUGGUAUUGAGUGAAACUCUGAUACCGUUGGAUUCCUUAAAAAAAACAAAAAAACUUGUGACAACUCUGGGAACUUGAAAUUGGUUUGCAAGGGGCUGAUGGAUGGGUAUAAUGAGUUUCCGAUUCUUUUUCCCUGUCAUGUGUGCGUGUGUGCUUGAAACUUGCUUUGCGGUGGCUUAAUCGUGGAGUUGGUUUCUUAAGUUCUCUUGUUACUGUUUCAAUCUCACCUUUUUGCUGUAUUUUUUCUUCUUGCUCUUUUUCUGUCCUCAGGCUACAUAGUUUUGUCUCCGCUUUCUUUUCCUUUUCCGAUGGACCUUUGUGUGAUUUGCAUGGGUAUUAUGGGCAGGAUAUCCAGGCGCAUUUACGAUCAACAAGCCGGUUGUCAGCGUUCGUUUCACCUAUUUCAUCAUGCGAUCGUACCCCCGACACCUCUUCAAUCGGUCUACUCGUUUGUAUAAAGGAGGCAGUCUGUUGGAUCUGGUCCGAGAUACAUCGUGGGUUUGUGUUGCAUCUUAUUAGGGUCAGCAUUUCUCUUGGGCCGGUGGCAUUUUUCAUCUUAAAUCAGUAUCUCUUACAGUCAGUUCCUGCGGUAUUACAAAAACGGUCAUUGUUGCAAACGGAUAUCACGAGAGGGAUCGAUCGAUAUGGAAUGGUCGGCCUGGGGAGGAGAGCUCACAUGGGUCAAGGUCCCCCUCUGUUUUUUGCUUAAAUUGGACGGCGUAAGCUGGACGGCUGGCCAAGGGAGAGGGGUGGAUGGGUGUUGGUGGAUGGAUUUGUUUUUUCCUUUUUUCCUUUGCGGUUUUACGCAUGUAUGCACACAUGAUUGAGGAGGCUUUUUCUGAAUUGGAGGGGCUGCCUGUAUACCUUUCUUAGCUUUUCUUGUUUUUGAGGUCAACGCCACGAUCUCUAAUUUUUCGUUCUUAAGCUUUUUUGUUGAUUCAUCCCUGUAAAAUGGGGUUUAACUUGGGUGCUUGUGCUUUUCGGGUUUCUUCCCUUUUAUAUCUCCUGUGCUUGUUUUUCUAUUCUUGCUUUCGUUUUUCCUUGAUGGCCGGAGGAAGAGAGUCUUGGGGGCUUCUUCUGCGCCAUGCGGCGGAAGGUGCUUUUAAGACUCGCGGGUCGUUGGAGGAUGGAAUGGACGGCUUGUGGGAUUCCGGGAUGAUUGGGUGGCUGGGUUCUUGGGAUGAGGGAUAUGGGGCCUGAUUGAGGGGACGAAGGGAUGAUCUACGAAAGGGCAGCUUCCGGGGUGGUCUCUUUCUUGCCUUUCAUUUUCUGUCUUGUCUCCCAGCUUCUGGGUUGGUGGUGGCUGGGAAGGAGAGGAGGAUUUCUUGGCUAGCUUGCGCUCAUUUUUUUCUUCACUAUACUUUUAUUUCUAUCAUCGGCUUGCGCUUGCGGUUUGAGGGUUGAUUGGAGGUAUGGUGAGGGGGAAGGGGGUGAUGCUGGUGAAGAGGGAGCGGUGGAUUAGCUGCUAGGUUGCUGACGAGACCUGAUUUCCACAUCCGCGAUGACGGAAUCGGGCCUCGCCUGCCUCCAUUAUUAUGAGAAUGAAUGCCGAUGGAUUUCGCUAGAUUUGAUAUUAUCUCAGUCCCGAUUGCUAGUGACUACUAUUGUGCCGUGGUGUAUUGCUACAGUAUUGGGCCUUUUGAAUUAUCAUUUCCACCACAAAACAAGGUUCCCCGUAAUACAAGCAACGAAGCACACAGUCCCGCAAGGUUGGUGGGCGAUAGGUCCAUGAACCACAAGUGAAUACCAGUAGUGUUUUUACAGCCACCCAAUCACGCUUAAUGACUCACCGAGUACUUUUUACCAUACCAUGAUCGCUUCAUAGCGCCAUAGAGCUGUUUGUUAUUUUGUUGUUUUGAUUUUUUCA